Messenger RNA from Clonostachys rhizophaga, 195 nucleotides. The record is from the annotation of a GenBank genome assembly. NCBI's taxonomy places the organism in Eukaryota, Fungi, Ascomycota, Sordariomycetes, Hypocreales, Bionectriaceae.
AUGGAUGCGCGUUGGGAAAAUAUGAUAAUCAACCCAGAAACUCGACAGCUGGCUGCCUUGGAGCCCAACAAGCGACAGCGGUUUCAAGAUACGAGUAAGAAGACUAAGGCGGUAUCUCGUCCUAGCAGUGUUAGAAGCCAGCUGGAGCCAGGUUUCUUGCAUGAUAUCGCAGGAGUGAGCGGGGUCUUCAUGUAA